AUGGAAGACAAGCCGGAAGCGUAUCCCGAUGGACCCAUUUGUGUUUACGACCCGCGAAUAGAUCUGUACCUCGAACCGACGGCAGAACAGGCGAGACAGUAUGAUGUGAUUAUGAACGUGGCGAGUGAGGUGCGGAAUCCCUUGGUGAAGCAUGAUGUGCCUCCACCUUCUCAAGCAAAAGAACCGGAGUACAUUCACAUCCCGUGGGAACAUAACAGCGACAUCGUUCCCGAUCUACUACGACUCGUCAAACUCAUCGACGAGCGAGUGAUGGAAGGCAAACGCAUCCUCAUUCACUGCCAAUGCGGAGUCAGCCGAUCUGCAAGCCUCGUCGUCGCCUAUGGCAUCUACAAGAAUUCAGAUGCCAGCGUGCAAGAAGCAUACGACGCGGUCAAGAAGCGGAGUAAAUGGAUCGGUCCGAACAUGAAUUUGAUCAUGCAACUCCAAGAGUUUCGAUCAAGUCUUGCGAGG
Zymoseptoria tritici IPO323 is the source of this 471-nucleotide messenger RNA. It is a transcript of the gene MgMsg5, whose product is annotated as dual-specificity protein phosphatase. The transcript has 2 exons. The annotation marks the transcript as partial. The record is from RefSeq and is a predicted model, not a curated record. Gene Ontology annotation, biological process: protein dephosphorylation; negative regulation of MAPK cascade. Gene Ontology annotation, molecular function: MAP kinase tyrosine/serine/threonine phosphatase activity; protein tyrosine/threonine phosphatase activity. Gene Ontology annotation, cellular component: cytosol; cytoplasm; nucleus. Lineage: Eukaryota; Fungi; Ascomycota; Dothideomycetes; Mycosphaerellales; Mycosphaerellaceae.